UUCCUAGUCAUAUGACCCAUUCAGAAAAAAACCGGAAGUACUGGUUCGGUAUUUUCAACGAGUAGAGCAGUGGGAUUAUUGUCUUCAUCAUGCAAUUAUGUAAAACAAGUGCGUUUGCGGUAUUGACGGUAGUUACUCUUUGUCUUUCUACGACCGUUGACAGCGACAUUGACAAUGUUUCAGAUGAAGAGGACGCAUCGAGGUACCUCUCCGGACUGAGCCCCGUCCUCCUACCCGCCGUGGACCCUCUAUCAUCAUCACACACUCUGUCAGCCGUUGUGGCCCAAGAUCUAGAGAUCAACCAAACCUGUCGCAACCUGGCCACUAUAUUCCAUGAUCGAUACAUCGCAUACGCAGAUUGUCUGGUGAAGUCUGCCCGUCCUGUCGAAGUGUGUCUCAACUGUUUUGAAGGUUAUGCUCUCCUGUCAGAAAUAUAUGCAAACAUUUCAAACGACCAGGUUGGUCCUGGUAACUGUAGAGACAGUCUUCUCAGGAGUGAUCGGCUCAUGCUGAUUUAUCUGCUGUACGGCAAUCUGCAGAAUAUCUGGAGGAACUCAGGCUGCGAAAACUGUGUCAACACAGAACAGCAGACCGUGAAGAAUGACACUCUUUACUUCAUGAAUGAGCGCAACCAAUCCAUCUCCUGCUUUGACCAGUAUAAACAGGAAAACCACUCAGACCUGUGUGUGAAAUGUAAGAGCAAGUAUGAAAGCCUGAAUGUGCUCUACCGCGGCAUGGAGAAGAACACCUCUCUGUGUAUCGACAUUGAGGAUGCGAUGAACGUGACCCGUAGGCUUUGGAGUAAGAACUACAACUGCAUCGCCCCCCGAGAAGGGAUGAUUCCAGUCAUCGCCGUCUCUUGCUUCAUGCUCUUUCUGCCCAUCAUCUUCUACUUGAGCAGCUACCUUCACUCGGAACAAAAGAAACUCAAGCUCAUACACCCCAAGAGAGCCAAGUCCAACAACAGCCUCAUGAACAUCCAGGAUAAGUUCAGCUGAUGCUGUGGGAGAAGGUCAGCGUUAUGGCCACUUGUUGCCAGCGUCCUCACCUACCCCCGGGCCUUCCUUUGUCCUCUGCCAAUGGCCGACCUCUCCAUGUGCACUGCUGCUGAAGAGGGCUCCACUAAAGUAUUCCUGGCUUAUCGCUUACAGGGGAGACUUUUGACUCCAAAUGAUAUGAAGAUGACCUCUCAGCCGUACCUGGACGAUUCUUGUCGCUGUUGAGGCUGAAAUGUUGAAGAUAAAUAAUAGGAAUAAUAAUUACAUUAAUACAUUAAGCAUGUUUCAUGCACACUGUUUUAUUUGUAUUUCUUUUAGGCUUACUAACAUGAAGUUCUGUGCUAAACUGCAGUUAUAUUUAAGUCAAGUUAACUUCUACAUUGUUUUGGCUCACCAAUUU
Molecule: messenger RNA, 1398 nt
Organism: Gadus chalcogrammus (walleye pollock)
Lineage: Eukaryota; Metazoa; Chordata; Actinopteri; Gadiformes; Gadidae
Gene: ostm1
Product: osteoclastogenesis associated transmembrane protein 1
Exons: 6
Coding region: 90-998 (302 amino acids)
Cellular component (GO): cytosol
Source: RefSeq, a predicted model, not a curated record